Molecule: messenger RNA, 3816 nt
Organism: Labrus mixtus (cuckoo wrasse)
Lineage: Eukaryota; Metazoa; Chordata; Actinopteri; Labriformes; Labridae
Product: wu:fc21g02
Exons: 14
Coding region: 141-1412 (423 amino acids)
Source: RefSeq, a predicted model, not a curated record
CACUUGUUGGCCGUACCCCCACCAUCAUCUCCAGCACAUAGCUCCUGCACCGUGUGUUAGUGUGUGUGAUGCAGCAAUGACACACUGACCAGACUGUGUGUGCUGAGCUUUGAACAGACCGAAUAAAACUGCAUGAGACGAUGAUGUGGCGGUGUGUGCUCCUGCUCUGUGCGGCUCUCUCUGUAGAGUCGUACACCGUCCACGAACUACACGACAGCUUGAUUCACGGUCGACAGCUGAAGAUCUACCUGCCAAAGAGCGUCGAUAAGCUUGAGUUCACGCCCGCUGAUGAGCCCAGUAAGACCUUCCUGUACUGGGAGAGGGGCCACACCAGGGUCUCCAGAGGCCGAGUGUCAGGGACAGGAACUGACCGCCGCUGGUACCUCGAGAAGGUGACCUAUGAGGACCAGGGGACGUACACACAGAGAGACUACUGGAACAAGGAGAUCUCCACUGUUAAAGUGGCCGUCACGCCGCGACGCAACUACCUGAAGUGUGUGGCAGGAGAGAGUCUGUACAUCCCUCUGGAGGGACUCGACCUCGCAGACAGCUUCCUGAAGUUCAGUGGGGCCGUCAAUGUCACUCUGGUGAGGGAGGGGGCUCGGGUCUCUCAGGACCUGCCAGACUACUGGGACCGUGUUCAGACUCACUCAAUGAAAAUCGAGAUUCUGAACGUGAACGUCAGCGAUGAAGGUCACUAUUAUCUGAGGGACCGCAGAGACCGGCUGGUGUCUGUCACCAGGAUGGACCUGACAGAUCGCCAUGAGUACUCAGAGGGGAACCCUCUCAUGGCUCUGCUGCUGCUGCUCGGGAUCCCUGCAGGGAUCUGCUGCUGCUGCCGCAAGAAGAUCUUCAAGCAGAAACAAAACACAGCAAACACGCUGCAGGCCGUCCCUGUCCAUCCCCCCCCUCCCGUUGGACCUGUCGGCCCUGUUGGUCCUGCUCCUCCCUACAGCUCUGGACCUCCAGGAGGGGUGUACUACCAUGGCCCUGACCCCAACAUGGGUCCUACAAUGUACCCCCCUCCUCAGCCUGUAAGUCCAGGACAGUGGCAAGGCCCCCCUCCCUCCCAGGGUUUUAACCCCGCCUACCCCCCUCAGAAUCCAGCCUACCCCCCUGCUGGUCCACAGUGGAACGGUCCGCCUCCGGGUAUGCACCCCCCAGGCCCUGGUGCUCCGAUGGGCUAUGCUCCAGCUCCAGUCAUGUACAGCUCUCCUCCACCAGAGGAGCUGAAGAUGAAGAAUAUGGCCUCCUCACCUGCAGACCCCCUGCUAACCAACGCAGCACAGGCUGACUCCGCCCACUCCCCUGAGGCUCCAGUGCCCCCUCCCUCUUCCUCCAGUGCUCUGCCGGCUGACGGGGCCGCCACUUUCCAGAUCCACGAUGGGAAAAACACCACCAACUUCCUGUAGAGACGCUGCAGACUGUGACAUCACAGACUGCGAUGUCCCCCCCUGUGGACACUCUGUGAUCACGUCAGGAUGCACAGUGGUGCAGGAGGAGCACGCCUCAGUGUUAAACCAUGCAGGGGGAGGGAUGCUUAGGAGGUGUUUGGUUAGCCUUGUUAUCCGCGUUAGCAUGUGGAAUAGAAAAUUGAUGAGUAGAUGUUUAACAGGUCCAGGAUCAGUUUAAUUAUAGUGUAAGACGAUUCAUUAACAUAAAUUGUUUUUUAAGUCAUUUUUACAGACUGCAGCCGUCAGCUUCUGUGAUCUUUGUAUGAAACUUUUUGCUUUUUAAAGAAGUAUGAGGUGUCAGGUUGAGUUUUUAAAGAAGCAUCUGUGUGUCUAACACACUCAGCUGAGUGACAAACUGUUUUGAACCUUUUAUAGGGACACUAUUUUAUCGUUUAUUUUUAACGUUUGGUCCAACAGAAUUACAAUAUCAACAAAAGGGAAGGACAACCAAAACUGACGAACAGACAUCUUAAUGCAGCCGUUUAAUUAUUAUGUAAUUAUUAUCUUUCUGCGUUCUCACAUCAGCUCACUAGGAAGUAAAGUCCGAGCUAAAAAUUUGGCUGUUUGCGUUCACACAUACAGCUCCUCCUGGAAAUAUCAGGAGAUUUUCAGGAGUUUUCUGCAUGUGUGAAAGCCCUGUAACAUUCACAUUCACUCCAUCAUUCGUUCACACAUUCGUCAUUCUACACACACCUAUACACACACACCUUCAAUCCUCCUCACAGCAUGUUAAUGACGUAUAUAUUGAUGUGUGGUCAGGUUUAAUCUGUCUAUAGUCAGUGAGAGCUCAUUAAUAACUGAACAUCACAGAAAAACUGAAGAGAACGACCUCAGGUUUGCUCGCAGGUCACAGUCAGACAAGACUCAGAAAAAAACAAAAAUGGCUGAAAUGCAGAACUGGAGGUUACUGUCACUUUACCUGCAUGUUCUUAUAUAUACACUCUAUUAUAAUGUACCUUCAUUUAUAGAUACAGUUUAUGAUCAUUUAUCCAUGUAUAAGUAUAUGCGCUCUGUCAGUCUAUAUCAGACUUUUUUCUUCUGUAGUCUAAAAAUGUAGGGAUUCAUGCUAACACGUCAGGUGUGUGUUCACCUGUGUGUGUCACAUGACAUUGCUGUGGAAUCAUUCCACCCUCAGUCAGAUCUAACCUUGAAGUGCUCUUUAAACACACUCCACACAAACAACACAGAACAGUAGCCCUUUAGACACAGAUUCUGCAAAAGCUCCAACCUUCUCCGCCCACACUCUGCCCUCAUGGCAUUCUGACUCUGCCUUCAUCCCGCCCUUAGUCUUCUCUCACUGUGCUCUCUCCACCAUUGUACGUUUACACUCCAUUGCCUAACAAGGUACUAGUUACUGGUGCCGCAGUUAACACAGCUAAAGGUUGUUUAAAAAACCCACGAUUGUUGGUCUAACAAAUAACGCGUCUUCAGACGUCACACGUUUGUUCAGCCCUGCCGGCUCUGAUGUGUUACAUUAAUCCAGUCUCACACCGUUACACCUCUGUUAUGACCUGUGUUACUACCUCUGAUGACCAUAUUCACGCCACCAUCACACCUCGGAGGAUCAGCCUCGAUCAGACUAAAAGGGCUACUGUUACACACUGUUAUACACACUUUUACACACUUGACUUUCUGCAGUGAUGAUCAGAGUUCUGCUGUUACCAUGGAAAUGUUGUCAUGUUAGAGCGACUCUGUUACCAUGGUUAUGUCACCAGGUUAAAGAGAAUCUUUUACUAUGGUGAUGGAGUCAUGUUUUAGAGAGUCUGUUACUAAGGUGAUGUAGUCAGGCUUAAAAGAUUCUGCUACCAUAGUGAUGUUAUCAGGUUAAAGAAAGUCUGUUACCAUGGUGAUGUAGUAAGGUUAGCGAGAGUCUGUUACCAUGCUGAUGUAGUUAGGUUAAAGACAGUAAGUUACCAUGCUGAUGUAGCCAGUCUCUGAUCUCUCCUCAGUGCGCCCCCUGGUGUUACAGCCAAGCUCUGAUCAUGCCUGUGUGUUAAACAGCAGCUACCUCAUGUUUGGAUUACAAACCUCCUCAUUGGUCACACCUGAGACAUAUCAGCCAAUCAAAGCAAGGCAGGCAGUAUUGCCUACUGUAGAUUUUUUUUUAUUAAAGCUGCUGAUCAGUGCCUCAGUCUGUAGAAACAUGAACACGUUCAGAGCUUCUGUUUCCGUUACCUGUGUGUUGUGAUGUGUACCUGUGUGUUUGUAACAAUCAUCUUCACGCUGAGCAGGUGAAGGUUAUGCUUUGAGCAGAGCUAAAUGCUCUGUGUUUCUCAACCUGUGGACUUUAUCCGCUUUGGGUUCCUACCGCUCAUUUAUCUCUUCAAACAGCAUCAAUAAAGCUUUUUAUUUUACACUCUGA